Bufo gargarizans (Asiatic toad) is the source of this 729-nucleotide messenger RNA. It is a transcript of the gene EMC4, whose product is annotated as ER membrane protein complex subunit 4. Gene Ontology annotation, cellular component: EMC complex. The record is from RefSeq and is a predicted model, not a curated record. Gene Ontology annotation, biological process: protein folding in endoplasmic reticulum. The coding region runs from base 83 to 625 and encodes 180 amino acids. The transcript is spliced from 6 exons. Lineage: Eukaryota; Metazoa; Chordata; Amphibia; Anura; Bufonidae.
UGCAGGAAGCGUCACUUACAUGCGACAGUAACAAGCGUCGUAUCUGUGGGGCUGCCCUGUGAAGACGCUGACGGUCACUGCAAUGGCAGCUCCAUCCAAUUUGGUUGCAAAGAGUGGACGGCGCUUCAAAUGGGCCAUUGAGUUCAGCACUGGCGGAACCAGGGGCCGGGGUGAGAGGAGCGCUCUGCAGGACAGUAUGUAUCCAGUAGGAUAUUCUGACAAACAAGUCCCAGACACCAGUGUGCAAGAGUCUGACAACGACCUUGUGGUGAAGCGCUGCUGGGACAUCGUUAUGGGACCAAUCAAGCAGCUCCCCAUGAACCUCUUCAUAAUGUAUAUGGCUGGGAACACAAUUUCCAUCUUCCCUAUUAUGAUGGUGUGUAUGAUGGCGUGGCGACCCAUACAAGCGCUGCUUGCUAUACCUGCCACCUUCAAGCUCCUGGAGAGCUCUGGUCAGCGGUACUUCCAAGGCUUUGUGUAUCUCAUUGGAAACCUUCUGGGACUUGCAUUGGCUGUUUAUAAGUGUCAGUCCAUGGGACUUCUACCCACGCAUGCUUCUGAUUGGCUGGCUUUCAUUGAACCACCUGAGAGGAUGGAGCACAGUGGAGGAGGCCUUUUACUAUGAUGGUCUUUGUAUAGCAACAUAUGCAGUGCAGAAGUUGGCCUCUACUUUUUGGACUCGCUUCCUAGUUUCUGUUCUGUACCCGUCUAAUAAAUUAUUGCACACAA